AUGGGCAGACGAGGAACAGCGGUUCCGGAACUCACGAUAAGAAGUUGGGAGAUAGCGUUUGGUAAUUGGAUUCGUUCCGAUGGCUCUUACCAGAUGAAACUACAACGGCACUCGACGUUUCCGAUGCGCUCUCGCCACUCCGUUAAAUGCGCCUUCAAAAGUGUCCUUCCCUUUCCCGGUGUCGCGGGCAACUGGUCAGGACAAAACGAUGUGAACGCAGAUGCGCAUGUUGAACUUGAUGGAGAGGGAAGCUGUGCGUCUACGACGAUAUCUUGGAAAUGGUGA
Molecule: messenger RNA, 285 nt
Organism: Laccaria bicolor S238N-H82
Lineage: Eukaryota; Fungi; Basidiomycota; Agaricomycetes; Agaricales; Hydnangiaceae
Exons: 2
Coding region: 1-285 (94 amino acids)
Source: RefSeq, a predicted model, not a curated record